AUGGAAGGCCCCUUAGCGACGCUCAACGACUCGGACCGACACAGUGCCUGCGGGAAGUUGCCGCGGGACUGGAUGGGGGCUGCGGCCCGGCUGAGGUGUGCUGAGGGGACCCUGCAGAUGUGGGAAGCCCCCAGCCGCUUUCCUCCUCGGUAGCCAGCGGGCUCAGUGUCCCCCUCGCGUAGACCCUUUUCGCAGGGGAAAGGCGUAUCAGGCCGGCUUAGCUCUUGGGCAGGCUGAUAAGGCGGCAUUGGCAAGAUGACUUCUGGGCUGAGGACAUCAAGCUUCCCUGCCUGGAAGCGGCAUAUCCUGAACGAACUGAGGCGACGGGACCGAUUGCAGAGACAAGCCUUUGAAGAGAUCAUCUUGCAGUAUAACAAGCUCCUGGAGAAGUCAGAUUUCCAUACAGUGCUGGCUGACAAGCUGCAAGUGGAAAAAUUUGACUUACCAAGCCGGCAUGAGAUCAGUCCAGGACAUGAUGGUGCAAGGAAUGAUGCCCACUUGCAAGAAAUAGCCCAACUAAGAAUUAAACAUCAAGAAGAGCUGACAGAGCUACACAAGAAACGAGGCGAGUUGGCCCAAACUGUGAUUGACCUCAACAACCAAAUACAACAGAAGGACAAAGAGAUGCAAAUAAAUAAUGCAAAGAUUGCAGAAUAUUUGCAAAAGAUAUCUGAACUGGAGACUGAGUGCCAGGAUCUGCGCAACAAGCUACAAGAUCUUGAACGAGCCAAUCAGACUCUUAAGGAUGAGUAUGAUGCUCUCCAGAUCACCUUUACUGCUCUUGAAGAAAAACUUAGGAAAACUUCUGAAGAUAACCAAGAGUUGGUAACGCGUUGGAUGGCAGAGAAGGCUCAAGAAGCCAAUCGGCUCAAUGCAGAAAAUGAGAAAGAUUCAAGAAGACGACAAGCCAAGCUUCAGAAAGAGCUAGCAGAAGCAGCAAAGGAGCCACUGCCAGUAGAACCGGAUGAUGAUAUUGAAGUGCUGGCAGAUGAAACCUCUGAUCCAGCUGAGGAUACCUCUCCAGUGCGUCCUGUCACCCGGACAGGCAGUAAGCGACAUUCCCAGCCAGCUGGAGGCCUUCUGGACUCUAUCACUAAUAUCUUUGGUCUGUCUGAGUCUCCCCUUUUGGGACAUCACUCUUCUGAUACUGCCAGGAGGCGCUCUUUGUCCUCAUAUCCUGCUCCUCAAAAUAACGCAGAUGUACAUCCAGGUGCAAGCAAAGAGGUGCGAGUCCCUACCACUGCAGCGUGUGUCUUUGAUGCUCAUGAUGGGGAAGUGAAUGCGGUGCAGUUCAGCCCUGGCUCUCGGUUACUGGCAACAGGAGGCAUGGAUCGGAGAGUCAAACUCUGGGAAGUCUUGGGAGACAAGUGUGAACUUAAAGCCUCCUUAUCUGGCAGUAAUGCGGGCAUAACGAGCAUAGAGUUCGAUAGUGCUGGUUCUUAUUUGUUAGCAGCUUCCAAUGACUUUGCCAGUAGGAUCUGGACUGUGGAUGAUCAUCGGUUACGGCACACGCUGACGGGGCAUAGUGGGAAAGUCUUGUCAGCCAAAUUCCUAUUGGACAAUGCACGCAUUGUGUCUGGGAGUCACGACAGAACCCUCAAGCUGUGGGACCUGCGCAGCAAAGUCUGUAUAAAGACAGUGUUUGCAGGCUCUAGCUGCAAUGAUCUAGUCUGUACAGAACAAUGUGUAAUGAGUGGACACUUUGACAAGAAAAUUCGCUUUUGGGAUAUUAGAACUGAGUGUGUAGUACGGGAAAUGGAAUUGCUUGGUAGGAUUACAGCUCUAGAUCUCAACCCAGAGAGAACAGAGCUUCUCACCUGUUCUCGAGAUGAUCUGUUGAAGAUUAUUGAUCUCAGAGUCAAUGCUAUCAAGCAGACUUUCAGUGCCCAAGGGUUUAAGUGUGGGUCUGAUUGGACCAGAGUUGUAUUCAGCCCUGAUGGAAAUUAUGUGGUGGCUGGCUCAGCCGAUGGGUCACUCUAUAUUUGGAAUGUGCUCACAGGAAAAGUGGAAAGAGUACUCUCCAAGCAUCACAGCAACUCAAUCAAUGCUGUGGCAUGGUCACCAUCUGGAGCCCAUGUAGUCAGUGUGGACAAAGGAAACAAGGCUGUUCUGUGGUCUGAAUUUUGACUUGAAGGCGCAAAAAAAAAGCAUGCCAAAAACCUGCAUGGGACGGCAGUGGUCUGUGUCUGUCUGGACAGGACAGAAGUCCCACGUCUGGCUCCAGGCAACCAUUUUUUGCUCAGUGCAUAAGCGUGACUCUAGGAAAGAACUCCUGAUGCAUCAACCAAGGAAGAAAAGCCCUUCCCAUCUACCGUAUGUUGCUGGCCUUCAACAUUCGAAAAGGAUUGGGUGCAUUGGGUGGAGAACCAAUCUUUUUAAAGAUGUACUUUCUGUGUCCUUGCAAGAAUACCUGCACCACACAGCAGUGCCAAACAGUUCUUUAAACAAUUUUCUUCAGCACCUCAAGCUUCCACAUGCUCUAGCAAAGUUUCUGUAUAUCCUGAGUUUAUGGAUGUCACCUGUGUUCUCUUCUGUGGGCUAGCUAAGAUGGGAAGUGAAAGAUCCUAAAACGAAGUACGAGUGAGGUCUCAGUUGUAACCUUAUUUGAACAAGCCCACACAUUUCGUGUUGAUGGAGCUUCUGGAACUUACUCAGUCACAGCUCCCUGUAUCCGCUUGACUUGUAGUAGAGGGAAUUGUCAAUUUUUCCAGGCACGUUGCAUUCUCCAAAGGCUUUCCAGGCAGCAGUGGUACGGAAGCAUUUUAAUUUGACCCAGUUUGUCUUGGGUUUUAGUGGUGGGAUGGAGUGAGAAGUACUGCUGCUGUGAUGAAUGUAUGACUAGCAUGACUUCAGCACCAAAGCCAAAUACAUGGUUACUUCUGCUUCCCAGCCGUCCUUCUGUACUGGAGCUUCUCAAGCACAGAGGAGUUGAGGGAAAAUAGAUACCUGAAUGUAAAUGUUUUGGUGCUGGCGAAUCCAGAUCACUUGCCUCUGACUAAAUGUGCAAUAUUAUUCCUGUGUUGGAGCCUCCCCCUCUGCCACAGAGCAAGCUAGUUGGCCUGUGUCCCUUGGCAUUUAAAUGCACCACAUGGUUUUGGUAGGACUAACUUGUGGCAUUUGAACAUCCAUCCAGCCAAACACUUCUACAUCCAGUGGGCUGUGAGACAAGCCACCAGCAUUUAAUUGCCUUUUAAUUUGCACUUUAAUUUUGCUUCCUUCCUAAGCUUAUUUUGUAGGGAAGUGUUUGUAUUGAAGGGCAGAGGUGAUAAGGAAUUUGUUAUGUCCGGGGUUCUCAGUAAGGGAUCUCUUUAUUUUGACAACUUCUAUAGAGGAAAAUGAGAAGUACACAGGACAAAUCUUAUUUAUUGUAUUAAUCCGCCCACUAGUACUUGACUGAUUAUAAAUAAACCUGUGUCCUGCUUCUAAA
This is a messenger RNA of Elgaria multicarinata webbii, 3427 nucleotides long. RefSeq names its product autophagy related 16 like 1 (gene ATG16L1). The transcript has 20 exons. NCBI's taxonomy places the organism in Eukaryota, Metazoa, Chordata, Lepidosauria, Squamata, Anguidae. Gene Ontology annotation, cellular component: autophagosome membrane. Gene Ontology annotation, molecular function: protein binding. Gene Ontology annotation, biological process: negative stranded viral RNA replication; autophagosome assembly. The coding region runs from base 256 to 2127 and encodes 623 amino acids. The record is from RefSeq and is a predicted model, not a curated record.